GCGAUUCUUAGCUGUAGAAAGGAAUUGAAGAAAUAAUAUAAUCAGAUCAUCUGACGAUUUGAUUCCAUUCCAUACGUUCUCUAUUCUCUUCAAACGUACGUUAUUGACUUUUUCUCUCUCUCUCUCUCUGGAAAAGGUAUCAUCAUCAUCGUCUUCCUCUUCCCAGUUUUUUUCUUUCUCAAUUAUGUUUGUAUUGAUCGGCUAAUUGUAUCUGAUUAAGCUAAUCUCGAUUGAAUCAGCUUGAAUCACCAUGGCCUCUCGUAUUGCUAAUGAUGUCACCGAAUUGAUUGGGAACACUCCGUUGGUGUAUCUGAACAGUGUUGCUGAAGGAUGUGUUGGUCGUGUUGCUGCUAAGCUUGAGAUGAUGGAACCCUGCUCCAGCGUCAAAGACAGGAUUGGUUUUAGCAUGAUCUCUGAUGCAGAGAAAAAGGGUCUGAUUAAACCAGGAGAGAGUGUGUUGAUUGAGCCAACGAGUGGAAACACGGGAGUUGGGUUAGCAUUCACGGCGGCUGCCAAGGGAUACAAGCUUAUCAUUACCAUGCCAGCUUCAAUGAGUGUUGAGAGAAGAAUCAUUCUCUUAGCUUUUGGUGUUGAGUUGGUUUUAACUGACCCGGCCAAGGGCAUGAAAGGCGCUAUCGCAAAGGCUGAAGAGAUAUUGGCCAAAACACCCAAUGGUUACAUGCUCCAACAGUUUGAGAACCCUGCUAACCCAAAGAUCCACUAUGAGACAACUGGACCUGAGAUUUGGAAAGGCACUGAUGGUAAAAUCGAUGGCUUUAUUUCUGGGAUUGGUACUGGUGGUACCAUCACAGGUGCAGGGAAGUAUCUUAAGGAACAGAACCCCAACGUUAAGCUGUAUGGAGUGGAGCCAAUCGAAAGUGCUAUUCUCUCCGGUGGAAAGCCAGGCCCUCACAAGAUUCAAGGGAUUGGCGCUGGUUUUAUACCAAGUGUAUUGGAGGUUAAUCUUAUAGAUGAAGUUGUUCAAGUUUCAAGUGAUGAAUCCAUCGACAUGGCAAGGCUUCUUGCUCGUAAAGAAGGUCUUCUUGUGGGAAUAUCAUCUGGUGCAGCAGCUGCCGCAGCAAUUAAGCUUGCAAAGAGGCCAGAAAACGCUGGGAAGCUUUUCGUGGCGGUGUUCCCAAGUUUCGGAGAGAGGUACCUGUCGACCGUACUAUUCGAUGCCACAAGGAAAGAAGCAGAGUCCAUGACCUUCGAGGCUUGAAUAGUCUCUGCUGUAAAAACAAAUCUCCAUUUCUUUGAUUUAGAGACGCCCCAAGAAUAAAAAAGGAUGUUACAGUUUCUCCUAAAGAGAGUGUUCAUCCCCAUCUCUCAGUUUCAAUGCGUCUUUUGUGUUUUAUUUCUGUAUCUUUUGUGUGUAAACAAAACUCUAUUUCUUCUUGUGAACGAACGAACCACUUGCUGUUAAUAAGUCUGAAUUUGCUGUGUGA
Molecule: messenger RNA, 1445 nt
Organism: Brassica napus (rape)
Lineage: Eukaryota; Viridiplantae; Streptophyta; Magnoliopsida; Brassicales; Brassicaceae
Product: cysteine synthase-like
Exons: 11
Coding region: 251-1219 (322 amino acids)
Cellular component (GO): cytoplasm
Molecular function (GO): cysteine synthase activity
Source: RefSeq, a predicted model, not a curated record